Molecule: messenger RNA, 1020 nt
Organism: Trichoderma citrinoviride
Lineage: Eukaryota; Fungi; Ascomycota; Sordariomycetes; Hypocreales; Hypocreaceae
Product: glycoside hydrolase family 18 protein
Exons: 1
Coding region: 1-1020 (339 amino acids)
Biological process (GO): carbohydrate metabolic process
Cellular component (GO): extracellular region
Molecular function (GO): chitinase activity
Source: RefSeq, a predicted model, not a curated record
AUGCCUCCAAUACCACAGACGACAAACCCCCUCCCCAGGAUCAUAACCUACUACCAAACCCACCAUGACUCCGCCGGCAAGCACAUCUCCCUCCUCCCGCUCAUCACCCAGCCCGGCAUCUCCCUAACCCACGUCAUCCUCGCCGCCAUCCACCUCAACAACGACCCCAGCCACAUCACCCUCAACGACCACCCGCCUCACCACCCGCGCUUCGACCCCCUCUGGGCCGAGCUCCGCAUCCUGCAGGCCUCCGGCGUCAAGGUCCUCGCCAUGCUCGGCGGCGCCGCAAAGGGCUCCUACGCGCGCCUCGACGCCUCCGACGAGCAGUUCGAGCGCUACUACCGCCCCCUGCGCGACGUCGUCCGCGCCCGCGGCCUCGACGGCCUCGACCUCGACGUCGAGGAGGACAUGUCGCUCGGCGGCGUCGUCAAGCUCAUUGAUCGCCUGAGGAGCGACUUCGGCAAGGACUUCAUCAUCACGCUCGCCCCCGUCGCCGCCGCCCUGCUCGACCACCGGAGCAACCUCAGCGGCUUCGACUACGAGGCCCUGGAAGUCAUGCGCGGGCGCGACAUCGCGUGGUACAAUGCUCAGUUCUACUGUGGCUGGGGUGAUAUGAACAACCCCAUCAUGUACGAAAUGAUCAUCCGCAAAGGCUGGCCCAUCGAAAAGGUCGUCGUUGGGCUUGUGACCAACCCAGCCAACGGCAGUGGCUUUGUGAUGUGGGAGUUUCUCUCGGCCGUCCUGACUUUGCUCCGAGGCCGUCAUGAGCGGUUCGGAGGGGUUAUGGGGUGGGAGUACUUUAAUAGUCUCCCUGGUGGGCACGAGAGACCAUGGGAAUGGGCCAAGCAGAUGACGUCCGUCUUGAGAGAUGAUGCUUCUCUACAAAGCAUCCAACCCCCACCAAUUAACGAGUCAACGAAACCUGUUCUAGAAGUAGAGGCCGAUCCUGAUGCUCCCAGCGACAAGCCAGUUCCAGUCCCCAGCCAGUUCAACUACUAUUCAGAUGGCUCAGAUGCAUGA